Messenger RNA from Punctularia strigosozonata HHB-11173 SS5, 1474 nucleotides. RefSeq lists its product as uncharacterized. The transcript is spliced from 3 exons. The annotation marks the transcript as partial. Gene Ontology annotation, molecular function: protein binding. The record is from RefSeq and is a predicted model, not a curated record. NCBI's taxonomy places the organism in Eukaryota, Fungi, Basidiomycota, Agaricomycetes, Corticiales, Punctulariaceae.
GUACACACCAUAUCCGCGCGUCUUUAACCUCACCCAUCGUGAUGGAUCGGGUUCCCCUCGAAAUCGUGCAACAAAUCUUGCAACACGUCGAUGGCCCAAGCAACCUGUUCAAGGUUGUCCGCGUAUGUCGCGACUUUGCAGCCCUCGCUCUCCCGUACCUAUACGAAGACGUUCUGUGGACGGAUCCCCAGCGAUUGGCGCGCAGCCUCCCUGUCUGGUCUGAGCAUGUGGCGUUGCGGUUUUUUGUGCGCAGCUUGACGUUUAGCAUAUCAUACAUUGAAACCGGUUUGAUCAUGCGACACCCUACCUUGACCUUGGAAUCGGAUGCGUUGGUCGGUACAUCCGGCGAGGUGAUGCGAAUUGGUCCAGGUCUCUCGGUAAUCUCGCCGAUACGACGUAUGCCACGGGGGACCCUUCCUGAGCGACAUCAAUCGACGUACCUUCGCCCUGUCCAGCUGUAUGCGGAUGACGCGCUAUACGGCAUUGCUCUUGGAACCCUAACGGGACUCAGUGGCUUGCGUCGAUUGAGCAUGACCCAUUCGCGCUUGCCAGAUGAGAUAUUCACCAUCAUGCACGAACUCCCUAGUCUCCGCGAACUACACGUUAUCGGCUGCAUCAUCUCACUUUCUGCUCUCAACGAUUCUCUCCCAGACUACACCAGCCUGCAGAUCACCGACCUGACCCUUUGGGGCGUGUACGAUACAGGUCCGAGGGCCAUACAGUUCCAGCCCGACUGGGAUCACGUUCGCCCGGCCCCGCUACACCGCUUCUACUCGCUGUUGUCCUGUCCUACCUUGCGUAGGCUACGGUUGCUGAUCCAGCGGGACAAUGAUCUGAUAGAAACCUUGUCGGUAUCGGCCACAUCGCCGGUCGCUGAGAUUCGACAGCUACUUCCGCGCAUAACGGCCGACCUGGAGGAGCUUACUUAUGCCUGGCAGGAUUCGUUCAUGGCGCGAGAAACGGGAGCUCCAUUUUCGUCGCUUCUGCAGUACUUGCUACAGUCUUGUCCCCGCAUUUCCAAGUUGACGUCCCUUGACGGAGAUCCUAUGUGGAUGCCGGAGGAUGCGCUUCCCAGGCUUCGCACCUAUCGUGGACCAGCUGCGAAGGGCCUAGCGAUGAAGCUUGCCAAUAGUCCCAUAGAGCACCUUGUUAUCGAGUCCGGCACGUUGCUGGAUCCACCGUCCAAGAAUGUAUCCAUACUAUCGGUGUUGGAGGAACUACAUCCCGUGCAGUUGCCACUCCGUGAACUGUCGCUGAGCACGCUAGCCUGGGACGUCAAUCUGCUGUACGCAGUUUUUGCAUUGUUCCCGGACUUGCACAGCUUGGAACUCAAGUAUACGAUUGGUUGUCCAUCGGAGAUAUUGCUCAUGAGCCAGGGCUCCAACCUCAUCCCCCGCACCCCCUCUCUUCACACCAUUGCAUUGUUUCCUAUACCGGGGCCAAUUGCCAAUCCCAAGAAUCCUAUAGAAAUAAU